AUGGACAUCUCUCGAGAAACUGCAUUGCAAGUAGCAUCGGCUGCCAACAUUGUCUCAGAGUUUGUAGCUCAUGAGCAAAUACACACUCUCUCGGAUCUACGUGAUGCUUUGUUCGAACCCCUUGUCGCUCGGAAACAAGGAUCUCUUCAGCCAGAUGCAAGUCGCACUGGCGUGGUAGUGCUGUGUCCUUCCGCAGUCCUUUCCACGUCAGAGAAAGUCUUUUCAAUGGUAAAAGAGCUAAUUGAGACGACUCAGUCUGGAUCACUCGUACUCGUUCUCUGCGGUGGCAUUGGCCACUCAACCCAGUUGAUGUAUGAUGCUAUAGCUCAUCAUCCCAAGUAUAGCCGCAUUGCUGAUCGGGUCCGCAUGCUACCGGAGGCUCGUAUGCUCGAGACUAUCGCAGAACAAUUCUGGAAAUUGAGGGUCAAUCGUGGCACCCAAGCUUCCAUCGAAACCGACAAAAGAGAGAGGCUCACGGUUUUGGUUGAAGACACAUCGACUAAUUGUGCACUCAAUGCCGUGAACGCGAGAAAGGUACUAGACGCCAACGGUUACACAUCACCGCUUUCCAUUGUGGUUGCCCAGGAUCCAACUAUGUGUCGGCGCACCAUUGCUGCAUUUGAGCAAGUCUAUGCUGAUAAAGCCGACGAGACUCCCACAGUCAGUAGCUGGCCAACAUUUGUACCAAAAGUGGCACCUGCGGAUUCUCCACCACUAGAAAAGGCUGGGAGCCUCACGUCAAUCCUGUCCUAUGAUUUCUCAGGUUUCGAGGAUAAUCGCAAGACUAACCUUUGGAGCAUGGACCGGCUCAUGUCUCUACUGGUAGGAGAAAUCCCUCGAAUGAGAGAUGAUGAAGAUGGGUAUGGGCCACGAGGCAAAGGGUCGAUUGUGCAUGUCGAUAUCCCACAACGAGUCGAAGACGCUUGGAAGUUACUUCACGAUUUGCUUGGUCAGAGCGUGCGAUAA
This is a messenger RNA of Fusarium venenatum, 966 nucleotides long. RefSeq lists its product as uncharacterized. The record is from RefSeq and is a predicted model, not a curated record. Lineage: Eukaryota; Fungi; Ascomycota; Sordariomycetes; Hypocreales; Nectriaceae. Gene Ontology annotation, cellular component: plasma membrane.